This is a messenger RNA of Pseudoliparis swirei, 2928 nucleotides long. RefSeq names its product immunoglobulin-like domain containing receptor 1b (gene ildr1b). NCBI's taxonomy places the organism in Eukaryota, Metazoa, Chordata, Actinopteri, Perciformes, Liparidae. Gene Ontology annotation, cellular component: plasma membrane. Gene Ontology annotation, molecular function: high-density lipoprotein particle receptor activity. The record is from RefSeq and is a predicted model, not a curated record. The transcript is spliced from 8 exons. Bases 327 to 2120 code for a protein of 597 amino acids.
UUAUGUCCUCCAUGUUACACCUGCCAGAGAGGGCGGAGUCAAUGAUGUCACCUGAAGCCGGAGGGGGGAGGGGGACCAUUGGCCUCCUACGCCGACUCUCUCGCUCUCUCUCUCUCUGUGUGUCUCUCUCUCUCUGUGGGAAAGUUCGUCUGUAAACACUCGUCUUCCACCUCAGACAACAAACACAUGUCGUCUUCCCCGUGAAGAGGAGGCACUAUGCCGGGACAACGGACACAACGCGACCUGCUCCAAAUAUUCCGGAUUUGUGGAGGAUUUUAAGUCUUGUGGGAGAAGCUUCCGCGGAGGGAUUUAUACCGAGCAAAGAGAUGGGAAAGGUGAUCCUGAUGGCGGUUCUGCUGGCUCACCUGCCGACUGAGCUGCUCUCCAUCCAGGUGAUUGUUCCAGAGACGGAGAGGAGCACGACUCUGUUCGCCAAUGUGAUCCUCCGCUGUGACUACUCAACUUCAGCAAACGCUCAGGAUGUGCUGGUCACCUGGAGGUUCAAGUCCUUCUGUAAAGACCCGGUGCUGGAGUACUACUCCACAGUCUAUCAGGCAUCUCUGCAGCUGGGUCAGGACCCCGCCAAUGACUGCCCUGACCGCCAGCGAACAAUCCGCACCGUGGUCCAGAAGAGGGGCAUUAAUGAGCCAAUCCUGGGGGUAGAAUACAGGACACGCAAAAUUACCAUUCAAAACAAGGCUGACCUCAUCAUCAACGAGGUGAUGUGGUGGGACAACGGCAUGUACUUCUGCACCAUCGACGCCCCCGGUGACACGUCGGGCGACUCGGACGCCGAAAUCAAACUUAUCGUGUACCACUGGCUGACCGUCCUGUUAAUCAUCAUCGGUGCUCUGCUGUUCAUCUUGCUCCUCUGCAUAUGUUGCUGCCAGUGCUGCCCGCAGAAGUGCUGCUGCUACGUCCGCUGCCCGUGUUGUCCGCAGAUAUGCUGCUGCCCGGAGAAAGCUGUGAUGCAGCACAGGAUGAUACGGGAGGCUCAGAAGGCCAUGACCCCUUGGAUGAACGGUCAACCCAUCUACGCUCCGAUUAGCUCCAACCCCUCCUCCCAGGGCGUUCCCAUACUGUACUCAGGCUCGUACUCGGACUACCCCACCAAACAAAACUUUGCCAUGGAACCCAUCCAGCUGUCCCCCAUGGCCAUGCAGCAUCCGCAUCCGCAUCAGCAUCAGCAUCCGCAUCAGCAUCCGCAUCAGCAACCACAUCAGCAACCACAUCAGCAACCACAUCAGCAACCACAUCAGCAACCACAUCAGCAACCACAUCAGCAUCAACUUCAGCGUCAGCCUCCACGCCAUGUAAACGGCAGUGUGCAUGGCGGCAGUCAUGGCACUGGUCAGGUGUUGGACUUCCUGGAAACCCAGGUGAGGGGGCUGGAUGUGGGAGCCCCCCAAAUGGUCCCCCACCCUCACCAGAAUAUGCUCCCAUUACAGCCUCAGCUACCUCUUCAAGCCGUUCCCUACACGCCAGGGCCCCCGAGUAUGUUGUCAGCCCUGGAUGAGAUGGGGGUGAGAGGGGUAGAAAGAAGGGUGAUCACCCUGCCCCCGAUAAUCCAGCGUGGACCCAGCUUUUCCUCACGCAGGGGUUCUGGUGGUGGCGACAGAGCCAGAGGCGGUCCCAGAAUAUCCAGCCAGUCCAGUGGGAGUACAGAUCGCCCCGGAGGAGACGGUCGCGGCUAUCGGGACGUCUCUCCUCCCAGACGAGGGAUCCUGCGCGAUGACAGCGAUGACUCUGAAUGGGAGAACCGGCGAGCCGUCGCGCCACACAGGAGCUCGAGGAACAAGAGUGGAGGUGCGGCCGCGAGAAGAGGAGGCGGAUCCAGACCGCGGACGCGGAGUCGCGACGACGUGAUGGAGGAGCAACGCGGCGGCAGAGCAGCUCGGAGGGAAAGAAGCUAUUCGCCUCCUCAGCGUCGCAAAGGAUCCUCCUGGAGCUCAGAUGAGGAGGACAGCGGCGGGAGGAAAGGAGGUAGAGGGAAGGAUUGGCCAGAGAAGCCACCCAGCUACCUCUCCAUUGAGAACCAGCCUGGACGUAGUGAUGGUCAGAGGAACUACAACCACCUUUCUGAUAGAAGUUCCCGUAGCGGCACCAGCGUCGUCAUCUGAAGCAUUUCUAUCUAGCACUUUUUUUCCUUUUUUUUCCCCUUGUUCCUGAAUGUUUCCAGAGCGGUGAAAAUGAAGACGGACAGUAGGUAGUUUCAUCUGUUCAAUCAACCUGCUGGAAUUUUGUUGUGAAAUGAAAUGGAGUCUUGAAGAUGUACUGCAUGGAUUGGCUUUUACUCCUGAUGCACCGGAUGUCAGUGCAAUGGAAACUAUAGUUCAAGCAUGAAGUAAAGCUGUUUAGUUGAGCCCUAAGUUGCAGAUGUGAUGAAGGCCAUGUGUGAUUAGUGUCCUAUUUGCUUUAAAUGGCGUAAUUUGUGUCAGGUGAUGGAUAAAAAUAUCUUCUUUUGUGUUUUUUAAGCGAAUGUUCAACAGUUUCAACAAGCAGAAUGUUAGAUACUGUGAUAUCUUGUAGGUUAUUUAGGUUCAUCAUUGUGAACAUGUAAUGUGUGAGACAGAUACAGUGUGUAUUGUUUUUUAUAUUUUAUAAUUUUUGCAUAAUUUCUUGUCCUAUUUAAAAUGUGUUUUUUUUACCGCAGCAACAAAUGUGUGUUGUAUGAAGAUGGAUAGAGUGGGUCGACUUACUGAACUUAUUGAAUGAUCAACACCAAUGUAUAAUUGCGAUUUCCAUUAAUGUAUGUUUUAAAUUAACCUUUUUACAUACAAUGAGUGUGAAGUGGGUCAUUUAUAUAUGUUUUUUAUACAUUGUAUAUAGAUUGAUCAAUAAAUAAUGAACUCAACUGAAACCAUAUGGGGAUAAUGAACUCAACUGAAACUAAUGCUAAUGUGCUAAUAAUAAAAUAAUUACAUUGAA